Messenger RNA from Aphis gossypii (cotton aphid), 2362 nucleotides. RefSeq names its product dynein regulatory complex subunit 3. The coding region runs from base 203 to 1726 and encodes 507 amino acids. The transcript is spliced from 10 exons. The record is from RefSeq and is a predicted model, not a curated record. Gene Ontology annotation, molecular function: protein binding. NCBI's taxonomy places the organism in Eukaryota, Metazoa, Arthropoda, Insecta, Hemiptera, Aphididae.
GAAUUAUUACCAUCAUUACAAUAUGGUAAUAAUAAUGUAAAAUAGAUAAUAUACCUAUUGUUAGCUGCUUACAACUAUUAUAUAAUUUAACACUCUCUACAAGCUCGCAAAGUAUAUAUUUUAAGAAUAAAAUUUAUAGCGACAUUGCCAUCGCGCAUUAGAGAUUUUUUUGAUAAAAGUUCGAAGUUUUUAAGUUCAUCAUAUGGAAUUCACGGUGAUAAACGCUGACGUCAUACGGUCUGGUCGAGAUGACGAUUAUCAAAAUGAUUCGGAUGCUACUCGGACAUUCGAACAUUUCGGAUGUCUGGAUCUCAGUUGUUCGAAUAUACUGCAUAUAGCCAAUUUGUGUUUGAUAUCGUCAUCCAAUCUUACGUCAUUAAAAUUACCUGUCAACCGAAUAGAAAAAAUUUGCAAUCUCGAUUCCUUUACUAACCUUGUCGAGUUGGACCUUUCUCAUAAUCAUAUCAAGCAAAUCGAAAAUCUUCAGGGAUUAGUGAAACUGCAGCGUUUGAUUUUAAAUCACAAUCCAUUGACGAAAAUUCAAAAUUUGGAUACACAACGCAAUUGUUUAGAAAUGCUAGACAUAGGAUGUUGCAAUAUAACUGAUUAUAAAUUUACUUUGUACUUAAAAAAAUUUACAAAUCUCAUAUCGCUUGUAAUAGAAGGUAAUCCGUGCCAAACAGAACCGAUUGACUCGGAACGGACAUUCAUAUUGUCAAUUGUACAAACGUUACUGGUGUUUAAUAAUAGAACUAUUACAGUUGAAGAAAGAAAAGAAGCUUUCGACAUCCACAGUCAAAUGAUUACAUUGCUAAAAAAAAACGACAGGAAAUGGAAACUAAUGUCUGUGGACGAACAACUGCGACUGGAACGGAUGGUAGACAGAAAGAACGCUUUUUUAGAUGGAAUCCCCGAAGGCGAAGACGUCGAUUUCAACGUAAGCGUAUUUCGCAACACAACUGUGGAACAUGUUCUGAUGGAAAACAGUCGUUACGGAAUCCAUAACGUUUACAGAACAUAUGCAGACGACUUCAAGCGAAUGAUAACCGAAAUAACGGAAGCUGCUGAGACAAGCCGUGGGAUCCGUUCCAGGUUGGUCCACGAAUUUCACGAGGAGCUGCGGCAGUUGAUUGACAGUGGAGUGGACGAAAGCAGAAAAUGCGUUUCGGAGUUUGCGGAGUAUAAGAAACGUGUGAAAUGCGGUUUGUCAGCAGGAAGCGAUGACGGUGAGAAUUCAGCAACGAACGAUGUUAAUAUUGCGUUCGACGAGAAGACGCAAGUGACAUGGCUCACGCUAAUGAGACACGAGGACAAAUUGUCCAGGAAAAUAACGAAAAUGAUUGCUGAAUUGCGGGAUGUACUCGAAAAACAGAUAGUCGAAUUCAAACAGUUAGUCAACGACCGAUUUUGUAUGUUACAAAGACAGCAAAACAUAUUCUUACAGUUUAUUUUAGAGUACGCUGUGUCUUCGGUGCAAAGUGAUGACAUAAACAGUAGAAUUAGUAAAGUUUCACAGUUCACAAACGAUAUUUCUCAAUGCAUGGAAUCCCAAGCAUCGCAGGUGGAACGCGCUGAACUAUACAUAACACAAAGUGCUUCCAAAUGGUUAGAUGAUAUAUUUAACAAAUUGAACAGUGAAGAAAUCCAAAGAAAUCGUCGGAAGAUAUCAGAAAUCGCUACAUUUAUCCAUAAUCAAAAAGAAAAAUCGGAAGUAGCAGAGUCUUAGAACUUAGUAGUUUUAUGAUAUUAGCAAUUAGGUAUACCUAACUAUAGUUUAUUACUAUAUAUGUAAAUAUGUAAUAUGAUGUUAUAUUAUGAAAAUCCGAAGUAUAGUGUUUAAUUUGUAUAUGUACAAAAUACUUCUGAUUUUUGAAUGUUUUGAACAUUAACAGAUGAUUACCAAUCAAUAUCGCAACUUGGUAUAUAUCGGUGGGUGUGCAAGCAAAUAUUAUAGGGCCCAUGUAGCCAAGGCUCUAAAUACCUAAUAAAUUCUUAAAAAAUAUCAAUUAAUGUUUGUAAUAAUAUACAUUAUUGUACAUAGAUGGGUGAGGAGCAAUAAGUGACCUGCAGUUCCUUAAGACAAAUUUUUCUAUCUUAUUCCACUAAGAAGGCAAUAAACCUUCAGCUGCCACUACACAACAAAAUUAAAAAUAUGAUGAUUAACUAUUAAGAUUAUAAUAUUGGUGGUAUUUAAUAUUAUUCAGCAUCCUGCCAUUUAAAAUUAUAUUUAUUUUAUGAUUGUAUUUAGAAUUUUGUACUAUAUUAACAAUUAUGGUUUCAAUGUAUUCAUUAAUUUAUAUUUUUUGAUGAAAUAAUAUGAGACUAUAUUUCGUAAAACAUCUUGUCAAUUAAAUUUAUUAAA